CGCUCAAUGAUUAGAGCUCUGUUUCCCACCCCCCUCCUCCUCCUCUCUACCACUCUCUCUCUCUCUCUCUAACACUCUCACACCCAAUACACUUCCAUCCAUAGCUGCAAACGCUUAUAUCCAAAUAAUAUCAGUUUGAUCUCUUUGCUUAUCUCUGUUUACGACCCUUUCUCUCCAAUAAAAUUGGUUGAAGAAGACCCAUGUCAACUUCAGACGGAGCAGCCAACGGCGUAAUUAACGGCGCAAUUAUUGAGCAGCAACGCCUCCAGCCGCCUGGAAACGGCGCUCUAUCUGUCAAGAAGCCGCCGGCGAAAGACCGACACAGCAAAGUCGACGGCCGAGGGCGCCGCAUCCGCAUGCCGAUCAUCUGCGCCGCCAGGGUCUUCCAGCUCACUCGCGAGCUGGGCCACAAGUCCGACGGCCAGACCAUCGAGUGGCUCCUCCGCCAAGCCGAGCCAUCUAUCAUCGCCGCCACCGGCACCGGCACAACUCCGGCAAGCUUCUCCACCGUCUCAGUCUCCGUCAGAAACUCCUCCAAUUCCUCAAUCUCCGCCGCGCUUGAUCAGAAGCCAUCUCAGCCGUUGAUCACUCCGACGCCGUUUAUCCUCGGGAAGCGACUCCGCUCCGACGACGAUUCUGUCGACGGCGGCGGCAAAGACGACGUUGCCGCGGCCGCUGCAGUAGUGGGCCCAGCCGGUGGCUUCUGGGCUCUACCGGCUCGGCCGGACUUCGGCCAGGUAUGGAGUUUCGCGGCGGCGCCACCGGAGAUGGUGGUUCCUUCACCGGCCAUGGCGUCGCAGGCUUCGUUUUCUGGAAGGUUCCUUCAGCAACAACCUAUGGGGGAAGCUUCGGCUGCCAGGGUUGGGAAUUAUCUCCCGAUAGCUCAGGGGCAUCUCAAUUUGCUCGCUUCGUUGUCUGGUGCACCAUCGGGGUCUUCGGGAAGGAGAGAAGAUGAUCAGCGCUAAGCUUGAAAUGAAUUGAAAUUUGGGUGAUUGUUGUUGAUAUAUGUGUAUGUCGUUUUAAUUUGUAUGUGUGAAGAUAUGAGAAAUUUGUUAGUAAUCUAGGGUUAGGGUUUUAGGUUUUCAGUGAGUGUUUUUGGGGGGAGGGGGAAUAAUUAGGGUUUGUGCAACUUGACCUAUUAGAUUUUAGGGUUUUACCGCUUCGUUUCAAUGCAUUCUAUCACUAGGGUUUUUAGAGUCCAUUUGUUUAAGUCUUGGGUCUUUUUGGAGGAGAGGGGGAGAGAACGAUGAAUUCAUGACUGAAUUUGGGAGGAAUUUCCAGAAAUUUGGCUCAAAUUGAUGUUGGAUUUUGGGAAUUGGUACAAUCCAUGAAGGUGGGUUAUUUUGAGAAACUAGGGCUUUUGUUUCAAAUGGACAUUUUGCUCUCUGUUUCUGGCGAAACCACGGUUGGUUUCCUCUGAAUUGAGUUUGUGGCAUGUUGAAAAAUGAUGAUUGUGAAUUGGGUUUGAAGAAUUGUUCAAAGUAGCCAACUUGAUUGCUGUAGAGACAUCCAAUUUCUCUGUAAUUUGGUCUUUAAGCUUGGUAAUUGCAUUAUAAUUAAGAUGCUGAAUGAUGGGUUCUUGGAAGUGAUAAUGCUAGCUUUGUUGGGAUGAGCUUAUUUGCAAAGAUGAUUAGAUAUUGUGCUUUAUAUACUGCAAGUUUUGGGUAAUUGGCAGAGAGGUUUAUGGAUGCUUUUAGUUUCUGCGCUCGCUUUGGUACUGUGGCAAAUUGUUUGUUGCUCUCUCUUCCGCUUUUGCUGUCUAAGUAUGUAGAAUGCUCUCAAAGAGGCUGCUGUGUGAUGAAUGGAAAGGGCUUCGGUUCUUCUCCGUAAGAUCUAUGUCUUGAAUUUUUAUGGGUAUUUAUCAUAGACAUUUCUUAUAUUUGUCUGCGUGAAAAUAAUUUGUAUGUAAGUGGAUUGUUUUUGGGUGACUAUGGUGUGAAUAAAAAGCCCACCUGUUUUCUCAUUCACUGCUCAAAUCUUUCAUUUGUGUGCCAUUUCCUUCUGCUUAUUGUACAUUUAAACCUAUUUAGUGACACAUUAUUAUGUUUGUUUGAGUUGACUGGUA
Molecule: messenger RNA, 2065 nt
Organism: Camellia sinensis
Lineage: Eukaryota; Viridiplantae; Streptophyta; Magnoliopsida; Ericales; Theaceae
Product: transcription factor TCP7
Cellular component (GO): nucleus
Molecular function (GO): sequence-specific DNA binding; DNA-binding transcription factor activity
Source: RefSeq, a predicted model, not a curated record